Molecule: messenger RNA, 150 nt
Organism: Plenodomus lingam JN3
Lineage: Eukaryota; Fungi; Ascomycota; Dothideomycetes; Pleosporales; Leptosphaeriaceae
Source: RefSeq, a predicted model, not a curated record
AUGACAGCGGCCGUACCUGUCUUUUUUUUCUCUUUUUUCUUACGGUGGGAUCGGUCCGUGCUCGCAUCUGUGCACGCACGACUCGACAUCAGCAUCAGCUUCGUAUGCAGGGAGGCCCGAUGGAAAAAUCGUUGGGCAUCGUGGCCCUAA